GAACAGCAGGUUUAGUAUCCUGGAUAGAUGUAGAAACCAGCCUUGCACAACAGCAUGUUUUAGAGUUUUAGCAUUUUUUAGCCCUCUCCACCUUGCCACUCCGAUUCCUCUGAAACCCAUGGAACAACAGAUACAUGGUCAGCUGUACAAUACAGUAGGAUCCUGCAAAGUAAUGGAGACCAAUGGGUAAACAUGUUGACCUUCUGAGAAUGAACGUCUCAUCUUGGAUACGGGACAUUAUCAAAACUUUCAGUGACUUGGGCUUGGUCAUCAACACAGAAGGAAGAGACAAGGAACAGAUUCUCCAAAAGCCAGGCUGUAAGUCAACUCACAAUGCUUAAUUCCAUGAGGUUUUACUUCUUUGGCUGCACCAUCACACUGACCUGCUUCAUACUGUCCUUUCACUGGUCACGGAGUUUACACUGGUCUGAGAAGCCUCUCCAGAAGAACAUGGAGGAGCACCCCCUCCCCAGUGAAGGCAAGUUGCCCCGAGAUACCAUUACACCAUUAAAGGACAACAGAACAUAUAUAAUUGCUCCAUACUAUGACAACAGACAGAGAAACAUCAUUCGGACUUUGGGCAUUGUUCACCAUUCUGAAGUAAAAGAACUCUACUGCUACUUCUUCUGUGUAAAUACCACCGUCCUCCAGGUUAAAGCAACCAUAGAUCUCCAUAAAGACCGCUUUGACUUUGUCUAUGGUCUGGCAGAUAUCAUCUGUGAUGAUCCAGUAGGCUGUAGCUCGACCCAUGUUGCAAUUGAUAGGUCUCCGACUGAAAACAUUUCAGAUCUUAUCAAUUUUCCCAUACAAAACAGGGUACGGGGCAAACCUACUGCCAAAUUCACGGUCUGUUUCUCCGCCAUGUUUGGGAAUUACAGUAACGUCCUGCAGUUCAUCCAGACCAUAGAAAUGUAUAAGAUACUGGGCGCCCAAAAAGUCAUGAUCUACCUUAACAAUUGCAGCCGACAGAUGGAGGAGGUCCUUCAGUACUACACCAAGGAAGGGAUGGUGGAGGUGAUCCCCUGGCAGAUACAGCAAUAUCUCAAACCAUCUAAAAGGUGGCGAUAUCCCAACAAUAUCACAGAAAUUGGUUAUUAUGGGCAGCUAUCCACACUAAAUGACUGUAUUUACAGGAACAUGUACUCCAGCAAGUUUGUUGUACUCAAUGACCAGGAUGAAAUCAUUCUGCCCUUCAAGCACCGGACUUGGGACAACAUGAUGGAAAGUCUUCAACGGGAAAACCCAGACGUUGGAAUCUUCCUCUUCGAAAACCAUAUUUUUCCCCAAACUGAGGUUUCCGAUGGAAAUUUCACCAAUACAUCUUCAUGGAAUGAGGUCCCAGGUUUUAACAUACUGCAGUUUAUACACCGGGAACCAGACAGACCUAAUAAAUUCAAUGCCCGAAAAAUGAUAGUGGAUCCGAGGGCGGUGAUCCAAACGUCUGUUCACUCCACCCUGAAACAGUACAGAAACUCUAUAUAUGUCCCCCUAGAAACUGCCCUGGUCUAUCACUGUAGAGGCCCCCUGCAGCACAAAUUAAACAGAUCCUCUUUAAUCAAGGACAACAAUAUAUGGCGCUAUAGCGAGCCCCUAAUUAGUAAUGUUAAUUAUAUGCUAAAUCAUUUUUUAAAAUCUUUACAUUCAGAACCACCCAAAGUGGGUCCAUCUAUUUCUCAUACACAUUUCAAUAAAUCCAAAUGAAUAGUAACCGUGUUUAAACAGUUAACAUAAUGAAUUUGAUACAGCAGCGCCACCUGCUGGUCAGCUUGAACCAGCUACAGUUGGCUGAAAAUGAAUUUCCUGAGAAAAGGAAAGUCUUGUGAUAAUGUUGAUCUGCUUAGAACUGACCAGAGAAACCUCAGAUGACUCUUUUCUGCUCACUAACAUCAUUAUAUCAGCAGAGCAAUAUCAGAAGUCAUUCCUUUUCUCAGGAAAUUUAUUUUCAGCCGGCUGAUAUGACCAACAGGUGGCACUAUUGUAAUGUUUCACAAUACAGAAUGACCCAUGUCACAAGUGUUUCAUAUAGCAAACGCCAUAUUGCAUGAAAUAAAUUUUUAAGAAAGUUUGGCAACUUUUUUAUGGUAAGGAGGCACCGCUCGAACACCCUGGCCUUCAAACCUAGACGCCUGGUGCACGAUGAAGGAGGGAUCAGCACCAACCCAAUAUUACGUAGAAGAAAGGAUUUCACUGGCAUUCGAAGGCCGGUGCAAACAGGGAUAUACCCUUGCAGAAAGGUGCCCCUUUAUUUAUACCUGCUUACACCAGCCUUCGAGUGCCAGUGAAAUCCUUUCUUCUACCUGACUUUUUAUGGUCACAUGAAGACAAGGAGUGUGUAGGUUCUCCCCCAUGUCCUCUGGAUUUCCCCACACCCCAAAGAUACAGGCAAACUCAUUGUCCCUAAUUGUGAAUGUGCAAUUUAGAUUGUAAGCUCCACAGGGGCAAGGAAUUCUGGGAAUGAUGACUGAUCUUUGUGCUGCAUAAA
Messenger RNA from Xenopus laevis (African clawed frog), 2482 nucleotides. Its product is annotated as beta-1,4-galactosyltransferase galt-1. The transcript has 2 exons. The record is from RefSeq and is a predicted model, not a curated record. Lineage: Eukaryota; Metazoa; Chordata; Amphibia; Anura; Pipidae. The coding region runs from base 334 to 1701 and encodes 455 amino acids.